Ahaetulla prasina is the source of this 1065-nucleotide messenger RNA. RefSeq names its product GTPase IMAP family member 9-like. Lineage: Eukaryota; Metazoa; Chordata; Lepidosauria; Squamata; Colubridae. Gene Ontology annotation, molecular function: GTP binding. The transcript has 3 exons. The record is from RefSeq and is a predicted model, not a curated record. Bases 193 to 873 code for a protein of 226 amino acids.
UCUUUCCUUUUGGGCGCUGCCCAGAUGAUUUCUGCGCGGCGAUCGGCGGACAGUCAGAACCAGUUCGCGGGGCUGCCGUGGAGCUAAGAGAAGCGGUGGUCGCGGAGACAAAGCUUGCCGCCCCAUACCCCCCCUCCUACAGAAGGAGGCACAGAGAAACUUCUAGAUUUGCGCUCUGCAAUUUCUCUGGAAAUGUCUGAAAAUAUCAAAGGGCAGGAACGGAGGAUCGUCCUGGUGGGCAAAACCGGCAACGGGAAAAGCGCGACAGGAAACACCAUCCUGGGAAGCCCAGUCUUUGAAUCCAGGAUGGCUUUUGGCUCUGUCACCCGAUGUUGCCAAAAGGAGGAGGUCCUGCUGAAGGGCAGGAGGGUUGUGGUCGUGGAUACACCUGGAUUCCUCGACACUGGGCGUUCUGAGCAACGAACAUCCACCGAAGUGAGAAAGUGUGUGAAGUUUUGCUCCCCGGGUCCGCAUGUCAUUCUGCAGGUAAUUCGUCCAAGCCGUUUCACCCAGGAGGAGAAGGACGUGGCCCGGUUGAUCAAGGAGAUCUUCAGCCUGAAGGCCAAGAAGUACAUGAUCCUCUUGUUCACCCGAAAAGAAGACCUUGAAGGGAAAGCUCUGGAGAAAUUCAUUGCCGAGGGAAACUCCGCACUGAAGGAGCAGGUUUACCAGUGUGGCUUCCGCUACCUGGCUUUCAACAACAAGGCUGAAGGGGAAGAAAGAGAUGCUCAGGUGGCCCAGUUGAUGUCCAUGAUUGAUCAGCUGGUGGAGAAGAACAAAAGUGCUACUUGCUACACAGAAGAGAUGCUGGAGGCCGACAAGCAAAACUACAAGAAUAGCCGAGAUUUUUCCUGGUUGUGUCCUUUCGUUUAGGGGAUGCCUUCCCCCAAAUGUUGAGCUCCUUCUAGUUCCACAAUGGCAAGGAGCCCACUCUGCAAUUCCCCGUUGUCUUUUCUGCUCACCUCCAAAGAACCCGGUUUUCUGUAUUCCUUCCUUCAUUCCAUCUUCCUUCCUUGCCUUCCUCCCUCCUUUCAUCCCUCAAUAAAUGUCCUUGCUUAUCCAAAA